AUGCAGAGAAUUUUAGAACUACCUUACUACAACUUUUUAAAUACUGGCGUAGCAUUUACGAUAGGCGAACGUCAGGCUCUGGGUAUAAUGGGCCUCUUACCGCCCGUGGUGAAGACACAAGAGGAACAGGUGGAAAUGUGCAGAUUAUCUCUGGACAAUUAUGAACACAGUUUGAACAAAUACAUUUAUCUGGUCGAGUUACAGGAUAGAAAUGAAAAGUUGUAUUACCGUCUUUUGUCGGAAAACAUAGAGAAAUAUAUGCCAAUAGUAUACACGCCGACUGUCGGUUUAGCUUGUCAAAGGUUUGGCUUGCUGUUCCGACGGCCGAGAGGUCUUUUUAUCACCAUUCACGAUAAAGGACAUAUAUUGGACAUCUUAAGUAACUGGCCAGAAAAAGAUGUUCGAGCGAUAGUGAUGACGGACGGCGAAAGAAUCUUAGGUCUGGGAGACCUCGGAGCGUACGGUAUGGGUAUACCGGUGGGCAAGUUGGCUCUUUACACCGCGCUGGCAGGCGUUAAACCACAUCAAUGUCUACCUAUCACUUUAGAUGUGGGCACUGAUAACCCGAAAAUUCUCGAAGAUCCUUUAUAUAUAGGUAUAAGACAAAAGCGGGUACGGGGUAAAGAAUACGAUGAUUUUAUUGACGAAUUUAUGGCUGCAUGUGUUAAAAUAUAUGGUCAAAGCACGCUCAUACAGUUCGAAGACUUCGCUAUGGUAAAUGCAACACGCCUUUUGGCAAAAUAUCGCGAUCACUAUUGCACUUUUAACGAUGACAUACAAGGCACGGCGUCAGUUGCCGUUGCCGGUCUUCUAGCGGCAAUUAGAGUUACAAAGAAGAAAAUAAGUGAAAGCACUAUUAUGUUUCUUGGUGCCGGUUCCGCUUCUACGGGAAUCGCUAGUUUGUUGGUGUUAGCUAUGUCUGUAGAAGGGACACCGGUAGAGAAAGCUCGUGAGAGAAUUUAUAUGCUCGAUAUAAACGGUCUUCUAACGACGCGUCGUGAAAGUGGAGUACCUGAACAUGCUAAAGAAUUCGGAAGAGAUUUGGAACCAGAAAAGAAUUUUGAAGCAUGCGUUGUGAAGUACAAACCUACAUGCCUUAUUGGUUGUUCUACUGUUGGUGGUGCUUUUACUCCAGCAAUUCUGAAACAAAUGGCGAAGAAUGCUGAAAUACCGAUCAUAUUUGCACUAUCUAAUCCAACGUCUAAUGCCGAGUGUACUGCUCAACAGGCCUACGACAAUACAAACGGUAAAUGUUUGUUCGUGUCUGGUUCGCCAUUCCCACCAGUUGAUUAUCAAGGCAAGAAGUAUCACACGGGCCAAGGAAACAACGCUUACAUAUUCCCAGGAUUAGCGCUUGGUGUAAUUCUUAUAAAAGCUUAUAAGAUAACUGAUGAUAUGUUUUUAACUGCAGCUCAGACGGUAGCAAAUUUUGUGACUGAAGAAGACUUGUCAAUCGGACGUCUCUAUCCGCCUUUACAACAAAUACAAGAAGUAUCGGUGUCUAUUGCUAUUGAAGUCGCAAAAAUGUGUUACAAGACAAAAUUGGCGUCUCUCUACCCUAUGCCGAAAGACUUCAAAAGCUUCAUUAGUUCGCAACUUUUUAAUGUCAACUACGAGUGUAACUUUCCAAAAUCUUUCGAUUAUCCACCUCCGCCUUCUGUAAAAGUGCGAACAAUAAAAGAAGCCUAUCAAGCACAACGAAAAUUGUCCUCAGAAAAAUAACAUUAAGAAGAAUUUAGAACUAAAUGGAUUUAGAGAGAAAUUACCAGAAUUAGAAAUUCUCAUUUGGAGGACUACGUUCAGA
Molecule: messenger RNA, 1804 nt
Organism: Papilio machaon (common yellow swallowtail)
Lineage: Eukaryota; Metazoa; Arthropoda; Insecta; Lepidoptera; Papilionidae
Product: NADP-dependent malic enzyme
Exons: 13
Coding region: 1-1722 (573 amino acids)
Biological process (GO): pyruvate metabolic process; malate metabolic process
Cellular component (GO): mitochondrion
Molecular function (GO): malate dehydrogenase (decarboxylating) (NAD+) activity; malate dehydrogenase (decarboxylating) (NADP+) activity; NAD binding
Source: RefSeq, a predicted model, not a curated record